Molecule: messenger RNA, 1971 nt
Organism: Ipomoea nil (Japanese morning glory)
Lineage: Eukaryota; Viridiplantae; Streptophyta; Magnoliopsida; Solanales; Convolvulaceae
Product: aldehyde oxidase GLOX
Exons: 1
Coding region: 250-1851 (533 amino acids)
Source: RefSeq, a predicted model, not a curated record
GGAUAAAUCCUUCCACUUUUUGAUGGGACUUACGUUACCGUUAUGUAAAUUUCUAAAUAAUGAUGAUAACAAUGCCGUAACGUUUUGUCAUUUGCAUCAGCAUAACUAUAAUUUUUUCUCCAAGUCCCAAUAAUUGAAAAUUUUGCCCGUUAUAUCGAAUAAACGACAUCCCAUAUUCCCAUUUGGUGAAGACUCAUUUUCAAAGUCUCUCAACUCCCAGUCUAGUCUGUUCAGUUAGCUUUCUUUGCCAUGGCUCUUACGAACCUUCUUCUCUUUCUUCUUAUCCAUUCCACUGUAAACCCCGCACGCGCCGCCCUGCCCGGAACGUGGGAACUUCUGGUGCCCAAUGCCGGCAUAGCUUCCAUGCACACAGCCGUCACCCGCUUCAACACAGUCGUGCUCCUCGACCGCACAAACAUCGGUCCUUCCCGGAUACGCCUCCCGGCUCACCACUGUCGCAAUGACAAAAACGACCCCGUUUUGAAGACUGACUGUUAUGCUCACUCUGUUCUCCUCGAUCUUCACACCAACUCCCUCCGCCCGCUCACCGUCCUCACCGACACCUGGUGCUCCUCCGGCCAGUUCCUCCCCGACGGUUCCCUCAUCCAAACCGGCGGCGACCUCGACGGCUUCCGCAAAUUCCGCAAGUUCGUUCCUUGUAACUCGUCUUCCCUCUGUGACUGGCAAGAGCUUGAGGACGUUCAGCUCUCUCAAGGCCGGUGGUACGCCACCAAUCAAAUAUUACCCGACGGUUCUGUAAUUAUCGUCGGCGGCAGAACCGCCCAGAGCGUGGAGUUCUUUCCGCCUAGAAAAGGCGGCGCCGUACAUUUUCCUUUUCUCGGUGAAGUCGAAGACAGGCAAUUGGACAAUCUGUAUCCUUACGUUCACUUGUUGCCUAACGGCCAUCUUUUCAUCUUCGCUAAUAAUAGGGCCGUUAUGUACGAUUAUAAGGUGAAUUCAGUAGUGAAACAGUUUCCGGUGCUCGACGGCGGCCCUCGGAACUACCCGUCGGCUGGAUCGUCGGUGAUGCUGGCCCUAACAGGGGACUAUUCCUCUGCCACUGUAGUCGUAUGUGGCGGAGCGCAAUUCGGAGCUUAUUUACAGAGAAUUACGGAUAGUCCGGCGGUUGGGAGCUGCGGCCGGAUUGAGGCCACCGGUUCCGACCCGGUUUGGGAGAUGGAGGAUAUGCCGUUCGGAAGGAUCAUGGGAGAUAUGGUGAUGCUUCCCACCGGAGAAGUUCUGGUCAUCAAUGGAGCUCAGGCCGGGACUCAAGGUUUCGAAAUGGCAUCCAACCCGUGUUUAUACCCGGUUCUUUAUAGACCUAGCGAACCGGCGGGGCUCCGGUUUAUGACUUUGAAUCCGGGUACGGUGCCCCGGAUGUAUCAUUCCACUGCCAAUUUGUUGCCGGACGGUAGGGUUUUACUGGCCGGAAGUAAUCCGCAUUACUUCUACAAAUACAGAGGCCCAUUCCCAACACAGCUGUCGAUCGAAGCGUUUUCGCCGGAGUACUUGUCGGCUGACAGGGCUAACAUUCGGCCUGUUCUAGUAGAGUUGCCGGAGAAGGUUGGGUACCGGCAGGCUUUCGAGGCGGCGAUCACGGUGGAACUGCCGGUAGUCGGGGUGGUAGAGGUGAAUUUCGCCAGCGCCCCAUUCUCCACCCACUCGUUUUCUCAAGGCCAGAGGCUGGUAAAGCUACCGGUGACGAGUGCUAUCCCUGAUGGCACCGGGAAAUACCGUAUAGGUUGUACCGCGCCGCCGAAUGCGAUGGUGGCGCCGCCGGGUUAUUACAUGGUUUUCGCUGUAAACCAAGGGGUGCCGAGCGUGGCACGGUGGGUCCAACUAAGUGCUUAAAUAUGUCUUUUAAAUUAUUCUGCUUUUCUCUUUUGGCUAUUCUUUUAGCCUUUUAGAUAAGUCCAGCAUUAUUUUAAUUUAAAAUUUAAUAAGUAAAUAAAGUGAAGGAAAUUUCAAUUU